Molecule: messenger RNA, 1106 nt
Organism: Daphnia pulicaria
Lineage: Eukaryota; Metazoa; Arthropoda; Branchiopoda; Diplostraca; Daphniidae
Product: phytanoyl-CoA dioxygenase domain-containing protein 1-like
Exons: 7
Coding region: 161-1027 (288 amino acids)
Source: RefSeq, a predicted model, not a curated record
UAAUGUUUCUUUCAGUCUCUACACAGUUGGGGAAGACGUGACUUACCAUUUUUAAGUUUCGAUCAGCGUUUGAUGUAUUCACUUCUGGUAGAUCGAGAGAAUAGUCGGGAAUAGUUGUGCAUCUUGUCCUGUUACUACAAGUACGAUUAAAGCGGGAAGAAUGGGAUUUCUCAGCCAGGAUCAAGUGGAACAAUUUCACAACGAUGGAUACCUUGUGGUCAAGAAUUUCCUGGGAGACGAAGAUGUGGCUUCUUUAAAGAAGGCCAUAACAAAAAUUAUAGAUGAUUUUCAACCAGAUCAGCACAGAAGUGUCUUUACUACCACCGACACCCCUAAGCAGGCUCGUGAUACUUACUUUAUGGAGAGCGGUGACAAGAUUCGCUACUUUUUUGAAGAGGGGGCAUUAAACGAAAAGGGGGAAUUGAUCGUCGACAAACAACGUUGUCUUAACAAAAUUGGUCACGCAUUGCAUUGGCUUGAUCCAGAUUUCAAACGGGUGAGUUUCAGUACUCAAGUGAAGAAUACACUAAGGGAUAUCGGAUUCAAAGAUCCUGCUAUCGCCCAGAGCAUGUACAUUUUUAAGCAACCUGGUAUUGGAGGAGAAGUUUCCCCGCAUCAAGAUUCUACCUUUCUUCAAACGGAACCCAUGAAGAUAGUCGGCAUGUGGUUCGCGUUGGAAGAUGUAACUUUAGAGAACGGCUGUCUGUGGUUUAUUCCUGGGUCACACAAAGAAGGGAUUAGUCGCCGUUUUAUUCGUAAUCCAGAUCAAAGCUCACCAAACUUGACUAUUUACACAAACCCCAAUCCAGACUAUGACGAAACAAAAUUUAUACCGGGACCUGUUCCAAAAGGCUCUAUGGUGCUCAUUCACGGGGAAAUUGUUCAUAAAAGCGAACGAAAUUUGUCAUCGAACUCUCGACAGAUUUACACGUUCCACGCAAUCGAGCGUGAAAAUACCGUCUAUUCCCCGGAUAACUGGCUUCAACCAACUGAUAAUCUUCCAUUUCCUGGAGUAUUUGAGAACUGAUUUAGAGUUUAUCUGGACCAUUUAUUGAAAUGCUCUCGUUAGUUUUCCGAGUUCAAUACACCAGGUUACUUAUGACAGA